UAUAAUUCGGUCCUGACGGGGUAAAGUCCAGCUCAAUCCGACAUGGCAACCAGGUGGGGGAUCUGCAGCGCGGGGAAGAUCAGCCAGGACUUCGCUGUGGCUCUGAAAACUCUUCCUUCUGCAGACCAUCAGAUUGUGGCUGUGGCCGCUCGGAAGCUGGACGACGCUCAAGAGUUUGCCACGAAGCACGGCGCCUCUCGAGCGUAUGGAAGCUAUGAGGAGCUGGCCAGGGAUCCAGAUGUGGAUGUAGUUUAUGUUGGAGUAAUCCACCCUCACCAUCUGAAGACUUGUCUGCUCUUCAUCAACGCCAAGAAGAACGUUCUGUGUGAGAAGCCGCUGGCCAUGAACGCCAGGGAGGUGAAGGAGAUCCUGGAUGCUGCGAAGAGGAACAAUGUCUUCCUGAUGGAGGCCGUCUGGACCCGCUUUUUUCCAGCUUCCGAGGAGAUCAGACGGCUGCUGGCCCGAGGGGAGGUGGGUGAGGUGAAGGUUGUCAGAUCGGAGUUUGCCGUGCCUCUCAUGCACGUGCCGAGAGCCGUGCAGAAGGAGCUGGGUGGAGGAGCAAUGCUGGACGUCGGCAUCUACUGCCUGCAGUUCACAUCCAUGGUGUACAAUGGAGAAAAGCCCGAGAGCAUCCAAGCCACCGGAGUCUGCUUUGAGUCAGGUGUGGACGAGACUGUUGUCGUCACCCUGAAAUACCCCGGGAGCAGAUUGGCAGUUUUUACUUGUUCAGCAGGAGUGCAGCUGCCCAAUGAAGCCGUGAUCGCAGGAACAAAGGGCACCAUAAAGGUCCCAUAUCCGAUGUGGUGUCCCACAUCGUUAGUGGUGAACGGGAAGGAGACCCAAUAUCCACUGCCAGAACCCAGUAUGCCUCUCAACUUCCUCAAUAGUACAGGGAUGCGUUAUGAAGCAGAAGAGGUUCGCCAGUGUUUGCUCAGAGGUCUGAAGGAGAGCGCCAUCAUGUCUCACACCGACUCUCUCCUGCUGGCCGAGGUGGAGGAUGAGGUCAGGAGGCAGGUGGGGGUUGUGUACACCCAGGACUGCCAAUAAAAAGCUCACAUAAAACUGGGUUCUUUUGUGAUAAAUAUUUAGUCAUGUUUAUUAAGCUGGAAUCUAUAUUUUGGCCAAAUGCUCUAAACUACCAAUAAAAGGAUCAUCAUCAACUCAUGGAUUGCUAUCUUACUUUUAUAUGUAUACAUAUGUAUGUAUAGUUCCAGGUAUGACGAUAAGUAAUAACUGCUGCUUUUUGUGAUGGUGGAAACACAGUAAACUAUAAUUACAUGAAGUCCUGGUAAAUUUCUAAUGCACUUUGAUUAAAUAAACUUCUUUAAAAG
Molecule: messenger RNA, 1331 nt
Organism: Oryzias latipes (Japanese medaka)
Lineage: Eukaryota; Metazoa; Chordata; Actinopteri; Beloniformes; Adrianichthyidae
Product: trans-1,2-dihydrobenzene-1,2-diol dehydrogenase
Molecular function (GO): nucleotide binding
Source: RefSeq, a predicted model, not a curated record